Molecule: messenger RNA, 2126 nt
Organism: Gadus macrocephalus (Pacific cod)
Lineage: Eukaryota; Metazoa; Chordata; Actinopteri; Gadiformes; Gadidae
Gene: st6gal1
Product: ST6 beta-galactosamide alpha-2,6-sialyltranferase 1
Exons: 9
Coding region: 501-1997 (498 amino acids)
Molecular function (GO): sialyltransferase activity
Source: RefSeq, a predicted model, not a curated record
UGAGGAGCUGCGCAGCUCUUCCUGCGGACAGAGCUGACUGCGCAGGUCCUUCUGCGGACAGAGCUCACUAAAGAGCACUCGAGAAGGAGGAGGAGGAGGAUGAGGAGGCUGGUCGCAGACCAAAUAGUCCUUAGGCUCAACAACACACCGACCAUUUCAUUUUGAAUGUCGCCGGCCACGACAGCCUCAAAACGAUGAUGAUGUCGUCGAGUGUCGCGGGUCGGGUACCACGGCGGUGUCCUGCCAUCGACGAAUGUCUGCCUGUCAGAGGGGCAUCAGACAGACCGGUGGUCUGUUCAUCGGGAUAGAUUAUAUCGUAUAUGCUUGUAUUACAGUCUGGCUAGCCUCCAUCUUCGAGUCAAUCUGGCCACGUUAAAAUAUCGAACUAUCUAGUCCUGUCCUGAAAGCUUGGAGUCGGUGAGAUGAGGAGGCGCGAGAGCAGGUAGGAGAAUCACUAAGCAACGUCACCAACAAAGCCAGCGCUAUCUGGAGGGAUCACCAUGGUCUACAAGAUGACCGGGGCAGCGAUAGACCGGGUCAGCCUGCUGUGGCGGAUGAGGCGGCGGGCCCGCCGCGGGGCCUUCUGCAUGGGCUUCUUCUGCAUCUCCAUGGCACUGCUCUACGCCCUUUGUGCAGAGAACAGUGUGCCCGUGACCGACGCCAUCUUUGGAGUGCGCGCACGCACCCGGGCCCAGCCACGCACGCACUCUGUCGUCAAGGUCCUGCGAGGAGGGACGAAGCCCCUGUACGCUGAUCCACAGAAGCUCCCAGGCGUCGUCCCCGGCAACCCGAACCGACCAAUCCCUGUGCUCUCCUCCACCAACCACACCCAGGAAGUGAAGGAGGCCGCCUCGAAGAAGAAAGCCAAAGCGCGGGAGUCCGGCUUUUUUGCGUGGCUGCUGCCGCGCCCCUUCAGGCGAGCGCUGGAGACCCUGUUCGGAGGCCGGCGUCGCGGAGAGAUGAGCGGGACGGUGGGAGACACAGAGUUCUUCAAAGCCCACGGCAGCAUGGGCGAGGUGUGGGACGAGGAGAUGUCCAGCAGCAUGCUUGGCAGCCGGCUGAGGAAGGUGGUCCAGAACUAUCAGGCCAUGAACAAGUACGGAGUGGAGAACACCGGGCCGGGCGGCGUCGCCAGCCGGCCCAAGCUCAGCGGCCCGGAGCUUCUGUGCCAUCUAAAGAGUCAGGUACAGGUCUUGACCUUGACCCCCGACCUCCAGCCCUUCGCCUCACUGAGCUGGGCCUCCCAACUGCCUGACAAAGCGGUGACCUCUGAACUCGGCCCAUACAAGAGCUGCGCUGUCGUGUCGUCGGCUGGCUCACUCCGCAACUCCGGGCUUGGCAAAGAGAUAGACUCUCACGAUGCGGUGCUACGGUUCAACGCCGCGCCAACAUCCGGCUAUGAGAAGGACGUGGGCUCCAAAACUACAAUCCGCCUCAUCAACUCACAAGUGAUGGCGUCUGAUGACCAUCGCUUCCUGUCCAGUUCCCUGUACAGCGAGGGUGCUCUGGUGGGCUGGGAUCCAGCCCCCUUCUCUGCUAACCUCUCCCAGUGGUACAACAGGACCGACUACCCCAUCUUCGCUCAGUACCAGAGGUACCGGAGGCUCCACCCACUCCAGCCCUUCUACAUUCUCCAUCCACGCUUUGAGUGGCAGCUCUGGCAGCAAAUCCAAGACAACAUGGCAGAGCCCAUCCAGAAGAACCCGCCCUCCUCUGGCCUGCUUGGCACGGUGCUCAUGAUGUCCCUGUGCGAGGUGGUGCAUGUGUACGAGUUCCUGCCGUCCCGCCGUAAGACGGAGCUGUGCCACUACUACCAGCGGUUCUACGACGCGGCGUGCACGCUGGGCGCCUACCACCCGCUGCUCUACGAGAAGAACCUGGUGAAGCGCAUCAACCAGGGCACCGACCGGGACAUCUUCACCUACGGGCGGGUCACACUGCCAGGCUUCAGCACCCUGAACUGCACCCUGGCUCCGGGGAAGGCCCCGGGCCCCUGAAGGCUCCUGAAGGCCCCAGGUCCCGGGCUCCUGAAGGCCCCAGGUCCCGGGCCCCUGAAGGCCCCUGGAGUCCCCAGGCCACCUACAUACACACACACACACACACACACACACACGCACGCACACACA